GUUACUAAAGAAUUUUAUUAGAUUUUAAUGUUUCUCGUGGUCUCCAAAAUUUCGUUUACAUUGAGUAAAGUCACUUUAAAACUUUUCAUUUCACAAGACCUGAAGUCAAAACCAACUUCACUAGGAAGAGGUUGCACCUCAAUCAUCUUUGGUUCUUCUCAUAUUCCCCAUGAUCCCUCUCUAUCCGCUAUUGGAGCAUUUAUGCCCUUGGAUAAAAAAAUUACUUCCAGCCUCUUUUCCAUGCCACUUGGUUGGCUUGUUCUCUCUUUCAAUAGCCAUUCAUUACCCCUUAACUCGUUAAUUUUGCUUAUCUUGGCCCCGAAGAAGCAACAAAUGGCGUUGCGACGUAUUGUUUUGAAAAUUUCAUCAUGGCUAUCCUCGACUGACCUAUCCUGCUUUUUCUAACCGACACCACCAGAUCUCAAGGGCGAGUCUUAUGUUACUUUCUCUUACUGCUUCACCCCUCUUUUCUGCUCCUCUUCUUUGCACAGUUCUUCCCGCCAAGAGCAGGCGCAUCAAUGUGUCCUCUAGAAAGCCGUAUAACCACAUUGUUUUCACCUGAAAAAUCAUAAAUCCCGCCACCCGUGCGGUGUUCAUCGCUUGAUCAAGUUACGCGGGCUAAUGUCUUGAUUUGUAGCCUCAUAAAAUUGUUUUAAUUGUUUCAAACCCUACAAUUGAUAUUUGGUGUACAAGUGUGUUGUUAGAAGAAGAGAAAAUAGAAACAAUCACGAGUCAUUGCGUCUCCAACUUGGAUAACGGUACAAAGUUUUAUGUUCUGAUAAAGAAUAGAACCUCUCACGUGGUCAGCGGACACCAUGAUCAGCUAGGGCAACUCUGGUCAUAUGGCCUAUUUUAUUUUGCCUAAAUUGCCGUCUUGUAGAUAAAUUUAGACAUGGCGGCGUCAUUUUCAUCUUGCUGUGGAUCAAUUUCGAAGGUGGUGACAUUGUUUGUGCCGGUGAAAAUAAACUUGCUUGAGAGACAGGUCGAGAAAAAGCUGCAGAAAGAUGAACUGGAACUCGUCACCAAACCACCGAAGACGCGGCCAUUUCCAGGCAGGCAGGACUCCUUGAGUCCUGAUUUUCAAAUGGAAGAACUUUUAAGGAAGAGUGAUAAUGGAAAGGAUGAAGUUUCUGAGAAAUAUCUAAGAAUAAAUGGACGAUACAUCACGGAUGGACAGGGCGUGGUACCAGGUGUUCUGCUUGUGACUCCCCAGACGGUCAUGUUUAACCCAAGCGUCUCUGACCAUUUGGUCAUUGACAGAGGGCGGGAUGCCUACACGGUAAAAUGUCCAAUGAAAGCAACGAGAAGCAUUGCAUAUUACAAUGAUAUAGCAGCCAUGGUUUUGGGAGACGUAUCCGCCGAAUUUAUACCAAAACUGGUGACGUCAGGACAUAAAACUUGGGCAGAAAGGGACAAUCUUUCAAUGAACACAAGCAAUUAUGUAUCACAAGAUACAAUUGGUAUGUUGUCUGAAUCCAAUUUUUCAGACAUGAGGGAAAGGUAUUCUUUGGAAUCGAUAGAUCGAACGAACUCUCGUUUCGACGAAACGAAGAAAGACCAGAUACCGUUGUCACAAACUUCUACAUUAUCUGAUAAUUUAUCUCAAGACGACACUUUUACUAGCUGUAAUUGUACGAAAAGUUCCAAAACUGGAUCAGAUUUGGACAAUCUAACUGUUGAAGGAAGAGUAAAAGGAAAUGAUAUUGUUAAUUCGAUUUAUACGGCUGAGACAUCUUCGUCUCGUGGUUCAUUUACAAAUCACGAUCGGAUGGACGGCGCCAUAAAAGAUUCAGAUAUAUUUACAAAACAAUCAAAUGAAAACACGCAGAAACACGCAGAAGGAGCGCGAGACAGCAUCGAUAUUAUGGACACAAAGUGCACUAGCACACCCCGCAAAAUCCAAGAAAACAGUAUUAAAAAUUCUAAAGUUGCAAUGCAUGACGACUCAGGACUAAUAUACACAAAAAUCCAGCCGAAAAACUCUAUGAAGAAACUAACUGGAAAUGCAAUAAAGUUAGAGGCAUCGGGGAAACUCGAAGAUUCGUAUGUUUACGGUGAUAAAGGCAAUGCUAAUUCUUUCAUUGAAGGGGAAUCUUUGUCUCAAAUUGACGCGAGUAGAGACAGUGGAAUAUCAGAGGGCACAAGUUUUACGUCCACGAGAUCAAGUUUAAAGCAUGGUCUUACUAAUGAUGUGGGAAAUAGGCCCAUGUCACCAAAAUCAUCAAGUUUGAGCGAUGAAGCGAGGCAGUGGCUUGGCAAACGAGGCAUUCGGUAUAGCGCUGAUAGUGACGAUGAGGGACAUUUUACUGAAACCAUGGACACAAGUCAAAUGGAAUUGUCAAAACCUCGCCCUGCUUCACUCACUGCAGAUGAGCUGGUCUAUCUCUGUCUCAGGAUUCACAAAGCACAUUGGUGCAGACCGUCAAACUUGGAGACGCACAUCAUGGGGAUUCCUCAGAACAGAGAUCAGCAGAGGAUGGAACACUGGUUUGCUGUUCCCCAGGAAAGGGUCAACCAGUUGCACACAUUUUUCACAACUUGGAAAGGAAUCGCAAAGCAUGGCCCAGAGAACCAAGGAGACGAUUUCAGUAGAACGUCAGAUGGCCUCAGCAUUAUUGAUGACACGUUCGCUCGUCCAUCGGCUGAAGAACUUCUGAUUGAAAGAUUCGAGCAAGCGAAAAAAUUUGCAGAACCGUACAAAGAAGGCUUCUUACGGGCGUCUCCUUUAUCAGGAUCUCGCAAAUCGACAUUAUCGAGCUUGAAUGAAGACGAUGUGCCGGAGUUAACAGACGAGUCAAACAUUCUGGAAAACGCGCAUAUCGAGGCGUUGUCACGUGAGUUGCCGUCAAGAACCAUUGGUCAUCGAUGGAACCUCGUUUACAGUACAGCUGUUCAUGGCAUCAGCCUGAAGACGCUAUACCGCAAUACACAAGAUAUAGAAACGCCCAUACUGUUAGUCAUCGUAGAUCAGGACGGAAAGACAUUUGGAGCUUUUAUGUCAGACCCUCCAAAAGUGAGCGAAGGCUUCUAUGGAACUGGUGAAUCGAUGUUGUUUACAUUUAAAGACAAUAAAAUUAAGGCCUAUCGUUGGACCGGAAUAAACAGCUUUUUCAUCAAAGGAGAUACCAAGUGUCUGUCUGUUGGGGGAGGAGAUGGAAUGUUUGGUCUGUGGCUGGAUGAAGACCUCAAUCAUGGCAGAAGCCAUGCUUGUAAGACUUUUGACAACGAGACACUGUCAUCCAAAGAGGACUUUAUAUGUCGGGGGCUGGAAGCGUGGUCAUUCGAAUAAAUAUUUGUGAAAUUUUGUAAAUAAAAUCCUAAUUUUUUAGUAUCACGCAGCAAACAAAAACAGGGACACUUUCACGCCUAAGGGCGUUAUCGGGAAUCAAUAACACUUACCGAUACACUUUUCUCUCGGGUACAGUUUUACCAGAACCUAGACCCAUAUUUUUAUGACCUUUGUAAAUCAAGUAGUUCCAGUGUUCUUGGGGAAAACCCGGUUUCUAAGCAUAGGGGAAUUACUGAACCCCUGUUCUACUGUACACCGGGUUUAUCCCGUAAUCAUCAGCCUGGAAACUUUGAUGAACCAUUCUCCUUGGUAAGAAAAAAAAGAGGUUUAGCUAGAAACCAUUUAUAGCUUGAGACCUUGAGAAAAUGAUCAUUUCUACUCAAUUUACAUCUUUUUUUGGAAAUUGUUCAAAUAAAAUUCCCAAGACCUGCUACUUUAAUAAUUUAAACAUUGAAAAACUUGUGUGGGCCUAGGCCUCUUUCUUACUUGAUUAAUAUAGUUGAUAUAGUUAAUUCACUAAAUACAUAUUUGAACGUCAAUUUUUAAUACAAACAGUGAAUUUUCAAUCGCGAAGCUCUUAAACCAGAGUGUUAUGUGUGGUUUUUAUGGUUUUACUUUUACAAACACGUUCAGUUAAAUUAUUGUCAUAAACACUUUGAGCAGCCCUUAUGUUAGUACAGCAUUAAAAUUGAAAAGGAGGUUUAUCCGGUGUAUUUGUCUGCUGGCUGCUGUGUACUUGGACACCCAAAUAUAUGAAAGCCAAAGAAAUAGCGAUGUGAAGCUGCCACUUAUGUUUUAAUUGUUUAGUUACAGCAUAGUCAUAAGAAAUAUUGUGUGUUUGGAGAACAUAGGUGCUAUUGUUUGCUUCUAGACUAAAGUUUUUCUAAUGACUAUGGUUGCAGCAAGAGGGUGUCGUGGCUUUGCCCAUUGUGAAUUUCAUUCCUUAUUCUUAUUGUGAAUUUUUUCUCAUUUGGCAUUAGGAUAUUGAAUGUCACUUAAGUCAAUUUUUCAACUUCUUCUGUCCCCCUCAGUCACACUAAUGUCACAACUCCUCCUCAAAACUUUCCACACCUUAUUUUGCUGUAUUCCUUUGAUCUUGGCCAAACUGGUUUCUAGUAAAAGCCAUUUCGCAUUUCAUAGUCAAAUAACGAUUGCAAAAUCACCCCGUCGUCCAUUUUGUCUUUGCACUUGAACUCUAAAUGCUUUUUUGAAGCUUCCCGGAUCAUCCCUGUUUGGACCGGAUCGCUACGGAUUCGGCUUUUUAAUGUUGGACAGAUAGCACCGCCCUUUUUGCGUCCAUAAAUGAACAGUGGUGUCUUUUUCAAUACCCGCUUCCUAUCGUCGUUGGAACAAAGAGCCCUUCAACCCUCUUCGUUAAAUACACGUUAUAUAACCAUGGCCAGGUCUAUGAAGUAUUUGAAUGUUAAAAUUUAAAAAAAUCAACCUAUCGAUUGUAUUUGAUCAUUAAUUUUCGUUGUUUUCUCUUUGUCCUGUUUUUUUUGUAAAUAUAUUAUAUUUUAACGAAGUGUCGUUUUGAUAGUUUUAUUUUAAAAAAAUAGACAGAGAAGAAAGAACAAAUCAUAGCUAUUCUA
Molecule: messenger RNA, 4881 nt
Organism: Rhopilema esculentum
Lineage: Eukaryota; Metazoa; Cnidaria; Scyphozoa; Rhizostomeae; Rhizostomatidae
Product: nuclear receptor coactivator 7
Biological process (GO): response to oxidative stress
Cellular component (GO): nucleus
Source: RefSeq, a predicted model, not a curated record